AUGAGUAAAGAACAAGGCAACAUAGAUCCAAAAGAUAAUUGGGAGGAAGAUGCUGAGGCUGAGGCUACGCUUGUUGAGAAAACAACGCAGUUAUCUGUAAAAGAAUUCAAGUUAAAUACUUCUGCAAAGGAGUUCGUGCCAAGCUGGUUGCAAAAUACAACAAGUACUACGCCGGCAAACACUACUGCAAACACUACUCCAGUAAACACUACUUCAACAAACACUACUCCGGCAAAAAAUGCAGAUAAAAAGCCCAACGUUACGGAUCAGGGUGCCGAUGGCAUAGGCGAGGAAGUCGUUGACAGCGAGAUUGUUCAGGACUUAUAUGGAAAGGAGCAUCUUAACCUCGUAUUCAUUGGUCAUGUAGACGCCGGAAAGUCUACUAUGGGUGGAAAUAUUUUAUAUUUGACAGGCAUGGUUGAUCAAAGAACUAUGGAAAAAUAUGAAAAAGAAGCAAAAGAACUAAAUCGAGAAUCUUGGUAUUUAUCAUGGGCUCUUGAUACCGGAAAGGAGGAGAGGGCAAAGGGGAAAACUGUUGAAUGUGGUCGUGCAUAUUUUGAAACAGAAAAAAGGCGUUAUACAAUUCUAGAUGCUCCUGGGCACAAAAACUAUGUACCUAAUAUGAUUGGUGGCGCAGCUCAAGCAGACGUCGGAAUUAUGGCAUGUGAUUUCAAUGUCAUAUCUGCAAGAAAAGGAGAGUUUGAAACUGGGUUUGAAAGAGGUGGUCAGACGCGCGAACAUGCUGUUCUUGCAAAAACUUCUGGAGUCAACAAACUGAUAGUAGUCAUCAACAAAAUGGAUGAUCCUACAGUUGGUUGGUCCAAGGAGAGGUAUGAUGAAUGUGUUACCAAGCUUACACCAUUUUUAAAGUCAAGUGGAUAUAAUCCUGCAACAGAUAUUGAAUUCAUGCCAGUAUCUGCAUUUACGGGGGCGAAUCUUAAAGAUCGUCUAUCUGAAGAAGUGUGCAGUUGGUAUAGAGGGGCAUCAUUGCUAGAAUAUUUGGACAAUAUGAAAGCUUUGGAUAGAAACUUAAACGCACCAUUAAUGAUGCCAAUUACCGAAAAGUAUAAGGAUAUGGGUACAAUAGUCGUUGGUAAAAUUGAAUCGGGCACCGUUAAGAAAGGCCAUUCUGUGUUGAUAAUGCCAAACAAGCGAACUGUUGAAGUAUCCGCCAUUUAUAAUGAAACUGAAGAAGAAGUGAAUGUUGGUGUUUGUGGGGACAAUGUCCGGCUGCGUGUGCGUGGUAUUGAAGAGGAAGAAAUUUCAACUGGAUUUGUGGUUUGUUCAACUAAGCGAUCGGUAAAGACUACAACUAUAUUUGAAGCACAACUUGCUAUCCUUGAACACAAAAAUAUUAUUUGUGCUGGAUAUAGUGCAGUUCUUCAUAUUCAUUCUUGUGUAGAGGAGGUAUCGAUCGCUUCACUUUUACAUCUUAUUGACAAAAAGACUGGAAGAAAGUCGAAGAAGCCUCCGCAAUUUGUUAAAAAAGGUCAGAAAGUUAUUGCGAGGCUUGAAUCUCAAGGUCCAAUUUGCGUUGAAGCAUUUGAAGAAUAUCCACAAUUAGGAAGAUUUACACUUCGAGACGAAGGAAAAACAAUUGCCAUCGGUAAAGUUUCCAAAUACGUUGAAAUGGCAAACCCUAAUAUGAGUGCUGUUUACGCAACUGAUGAAUAUGGACGCCCUUUUAUCAUAGUAAGGGAACAACAGAGAAAGAAUCGUCUUAGUGGAAUCGACGCCAUAAAGUCUCACAUCUUAGCGGCAAAGACUGUAGCAAACAUUAUUAAAACCUCUCUGGGGCCUAGAGGCCUUGACAAAAUCCUGAUCUCCCCAGAUGGCGAUAUCACUGUAACAAACGAUGGUGCAACAAUUUUGACACAAAUGGAGGUAGAACAUCAAAUUGCAAAAUUAUUAGUUCAACUAUCUAAAUCACAAGAUGACGAAAUUGGUGACGGAACAACCGGCGUAGUUGUACUGGCCGGUGCCCUUCUUGAACAAUGUGAAAAUUUAUUAGAACGUGGAAUUCAUCCGAUUAGAAUAUCGGAUGGAUUUGAAAGAGCAUGUAAAGUGGCCGUCGAACAUCUAGAAAAAAUUUCUGAUGUUGUUGAAUUUACAAAAGAAAAUACUGAAAAUUUAUUCAAAACUGCUAUGACAACUGUAGAUGCUGUCUUAUCUGUUGCUGACUUAGAGCGUAAAGAUGUCGAUUUUGAACUCAUUAAGGUCGAUGGUAAAGUUGGUGGUUCUCUCGUUGACACUAUCCUUGUUCAGGGUGUCAUUGUUGACAAGGAUAUGUCGCAUCCGCAGAUGCCACGCGAGGUUCGGGACGCCAAGAUUGCAAUAUUAACAUGUCCUUUUGAGCCUCCAAAACCAAAGACUAAGCAUAAGUUGGACAUUACUUCUGUUGAUGAAUACAAAAAGUUGCAAAACUAUGAAAGGGAAAAAUUUGAAGAGAUGAUUAAACGUGUCAAAGAUACAGGUGCAAAUUUGGUUAUAUGUCAGUGGGGCUUUGAUGAUGAGGCAAACCAUCUAUUAAUGCAGAAUAAGCUACCUGCUGUUCGAUGGGUUGGUGGUCCUGAAAUUGAGUUGAUUGCUAUUGCCACUAAUGGUCGUAUAGUACCACGAUUUGAAGACCUUAGGCCUGAAAAACUUGGCGUUGCUGGUCUUGUGCGUGAGAUCUCUUUUGGAACUACGAAAGAUCGCAUGCUAGUUAUUGAGGAAUGCUCAAAUUCUCGUGCUGUCACUGUGUUUAUACGUGGUAGCAACAAAAUGAUUGUCGAUGAGGCUAAACGUGCUACUCAUGAUGCGCUUUGUGUUGUGCGUAACUUAGUUCGUGAUAAUCGAGUUGUUUAUGGGGGUGGCGCUGCCGAAAUUAGUUGCUCUCUUGCUGUUUCGAAAGCUGCUGAUCAGAUUUCAUCUAUAGAACAACAUGCUAUACGUGCAUUUUCCUAUGCUUUGGAUGCAAUUCCUAUGGCAUUAGCUGAAAAUUCUGGGCUUUCCCCAAUAGAAACUUUAGCUGAUAUCAAAUCACGUCAAGUGACCGAGAACAAUAGUCGCCUUGGUAUUGAUUGCACGAUGAAGGGGUCUAAUGAACAAUUUGUUUAUGAUCCUCUUAUUUCCAAAAGACAACAAUAUUUAUUGGCUACUCAACUUGUAAAGAUGAUUCUCAAGAUCGAUGAUGUAUGUAAAAUGGUUAUUUGGUCCUCUAGCUCUAGUUCGUCAAGUUCUAAUACCACUACCGUUUACGUUCUUAUAAAGCAUAGCUCUAAAAUGCUAGGAGAUAUGCUCGAGUGGGAUGCUAUCUCCGAAUUAAAGAGCAUCGGCUUCGUUCGACGAGAGAAAGUCGAUGACUUAACGUGGACUGAUCGCGACAUCGUUUACGCCCAUAUUGAAGUAACCCGUAGAUGUGCGGCUCAACACGGUGUUACAGCUGUUGGUAUUGUAGUGGGACCAACAGUGGAAGCUUUCUCACCUGACUCCAUAGAAGCGGCUAAAACAGCUGAUAUCUUCAUUCUUGUCGAGUAUAAACCAAAUUCCUCAAUACAUUCAAAAUAUUAUUGUUAA
Dentiscutata erythropus is the source of this 3558-nucleotide messenger RNA. NCBI's taxonomy places the organism in Eukaryota, Fungi, Glomeromycota, Glomeromycetes, Diversisporales, Gigasporaceae. The record is from the annotation of a GenBank genome assembly.